AUGCCAAAUGGGCGGCCUCCUGCGCCAGUGCCGCCUUACCUUGUGGACUCCAGUGAGGGUUGGGGGUCCCCACCCACUAGCACUUUGGGGGCCCCCACGGGGGCCCCCAAGGGGGCCCCCACAGGGGCCCUCAAGGGGGCCCCCACGGGGGCCCCCCUGGGGGCCCCCGUGAAGGCCCCCCUUCGCGUGCGUUUCGCCGAGAGCAGCAGCAGCGCCGGGACCUACGGGGGGAGCUCCUGGGGGGCCCCCAGUGGGGGCUCCACUGGAGGGGCCCCCUCUGCAGCGCCGUGGGGGGCCCCCUGGGGGCCCCCCCAUGCGGGGGGGCCCCCCUUAAGAACCUCUUUGAAGCCCCGGCGCAUAACAGCCCCAUUUGUGUGCCGCGCCCACAAUGGCCGUCAUUUGCAUUUAAUAGAUUUGGAUGCCCUUGAGGAUUGUAGCCUGUGUGUGAGCCGGGGGGCCCCCUUGGGGGGCCCCCAGGGGCCCCCCUUGGGGGGGGCCCCCCUGGGGCCCCCCCUGGAGGGCCCCCUGGGGGCCCCCGGAGGCCAACCUAAGAGGGGUACACUUGCCGGGCUGCAGCAGCGCCCCUUUGCGCCUGCGGCGCUGCGGGUGGAAUGA
This is a messenger RNA of Eimeria tenella, 615 nucleotides long. RefSeq lists its product as uncharacterized. NCBI's taxonomy places the organism in Eukaryota, Apicomplexa, Conoidasida, Eucoccidiorida, Eimeriidae. The transcript is spliced from 2 exons. The record is from RefSeq and is a predicted model, not a curated record. Bases 1 to 615 code for a protein of 204 amino acids.